Trematomus bernacchii (emerald rockcod) is the source of this 2187-nucleotide messenger RNA. RefSeq names its product tripartite motif-containing protein 16-like. The transcript has a single exon. Gene Ontology annotation, molecular function: protein binding; zinc ion binding. NCBI's taxonomy places the organism in Eukaryota, Metazoa, Chordata, Actinopteri, Perciformes, Nototheniidae. The coding region runs from base 90 to 1766 and encodes 558 amino acids. The record is from RefSeq and is a predicted model, not a curated record.
UGCUGAAAAGCCCAUACGUUGUAGAUCAGUGAUUCAACAUCAGGAAACAGAAAGUGAACCUUACUGACAUUCACUGUCGUAGAGGAGAAAUGGCGCAGCAAGUGAGUUUGGGUCGGGAAAAACUGAGCUGUUCGAUCUGUGUGGAUAUUCUAAAGGAUCCGGUAGCCAUUCCCUGCGGGCAUAGUUAUUGCAUGAGCUGUAUUAAAGACUGCUGGGGUAAGGAGAAUGAGGAGAAAACCUACAGCUGCCCACAGUGCCGUCAGAGCUUCAAACCGAGGCCUGCCCUGGUGAAAAAUACCAUGCUUGCAGAGUUAGUGGAGGAACUGAAGAAAACAGGGCUUCAAGAUGCUUCACCUGAUCUUUCCAUUGCAAAACCUGGAGAUGUGGUCUGUGAUUUCUGCUACGGGGUGAAGCUGAAAGCCUUCAAGUCCUGUCUGGUGUGUAUGGCCUCUUUCUGUGAGCAACACCUCCAACCUCACUUUGAUGUAGCUCCAUUAAAGAAACACAAGUUGGUUGAAGCCACCUCAAAGCUUCAGGAGAACAUCUGCUCUCGUCAUGAUGAGGUGAUGAAGAUUUUCUGCCGCACUGAUCAGCGGUGCAUCUGUUAUCUCUGCUCCAUGGAUGACCACAAAGGCCAUGACACCGUCUCCGCUGCAGCAGAGAGGGCUGACAGGCAGAAGGAGCUCGGGGUGAGCCGGGGAAAAGUCCAACAGAGAGCCCAGGACAGAGAGAAAGACGUCAAGGCGCUUCAACAGAGGGUGGAGGCUAUCAAUGGCUCUGCUGAUGAAGCAGUGAGGGACAGUGAGAAGAUCUUCACUGAGCUCAUUCAUCUCAUUGAGAAAAGAAGCUCUGAGGUGAAGCAGAAGAUCAGAUCCCAGCAGAAAACCCAAGUGAGUCAAGCUCAAGAUCUUGAGGAGAAGCUGCAGCAGGAGAUCACUGAGCUGCGGAGGAAAGACGCUGAGCUGCUGCAGCUCUCUCACACCGAGGACCACCUGCAUUUCCUAAACAACUACCCCUACCCCUCACUGUCACGUCUGAGUGAGUCUGAAGACUUACCCAGCAUUGAUAUCUGUCCUCUGCGCUUAUUUGAGGACGUGACCGCGGCGGUGUCAAAGACCAGAGAUAAACUGCAGGGUGUUGUGACUGAGGAGUGGGAAAACAUCUCUCUGGCAGUGACUGGAGUGGAUGUUUUAAUGACCCAAGCAGAGCCCAGAACCAGAGCUGAAUUCAGGACAUAUUCUCGUCAAAUCACAUUGGAUCCAAAUACAGCACAGAGGCAGUUGUCAUUGAGUGACGGGAACAGGAAAGCAACACUAAUGAAAGUAGAUCAGUCAUAUUCUGCUCACCCAGACAGAUUUGGUGAAAGAUGGCAGGUCCUGAGUACAGAGGGUCUAACUGGACGUUGUUACUGGGAGGUGGAGAGGAGCGGGAAAGCUCUUAUAGCAGUGGCAUACAAGGAUAUUAACAGAACUGGGACAUUUAAGGAAUGUGGAUUUGGAAAUAACAAAUCUUGGGCAUUAGUGUGUAACAUUGGCGGUAAAUAUACAUUCUACCAUCAAUAUAUUUCUACUCCCAUCUCAGGCCCUCCGUCCUCCAGAAUAGGAGUGUACCUGGAUCACAGAGCAGGUUCUCUCUCUUUCUACAGCGUGUCUGACACCAUGACCCUCCUCCACAGAGAGCAGGCCACCUUCACUCAGCCUCUCUUUCCUGGGUUUGGGCUUUCAAACACUCCUGGAAGCUCAGCGGAGUUUUGUGAGCUGAAGUAGGCGGAAGUUUAAAUAGAGCAACUACACAGAGCAACUACAAUAUGUCCGGACUCUAACACGGCUGGGACUGGGAUUUUCCCUGUUUGAUUUUUUUGUCUGUGUCUUUCUAUUUUAAUUUAGAUAAAACAAUUUUGUUUGUUGAAGUUGUGAUUUGUACGUUAUAUUUUCUCAACAUUUUCAUUACAUAAUAUGCUUGGAAAAGUCCAACAUUUACAAAAUGUCUAAUCUAAUUUGAUAUAAACAGGUGUAAUUAUGUAAAAAUGUAUGACGAAUGUAUUUGGAUUCUUUAUAACAUGUAAAAUAUAAUUUAGUAUGACACAUAAUGUCUGUCUUUACAUUGUAACACGUUUUAGGAAUCUUUUAUAAAAAGUAUAUGUUCAAAUCUGUACAAAUAAAUGAAUAAAUCGAUGAGUUGUCACCA